GUUUGUCAUGAAUUGGUUUUCUUCCAUAGGUUGCAAAGCGUCUGGAGAAGUUCAAAACAACAAUCUUCACACAGAUGAGCAUGCUUGCUAUUAAACAUGGAGCAAUAAACCUAGGUCAAGGCUUCCCAAACUUUGAUGGCCCAGAGUUCAUCAAAGAAGCAGCAAUUCAAGCGAUAAGAGAUGGGAAAAACCAAUAUGCAAGGGGCUAUGGUCUUCCAGAUCUCAACUCUGCUAUUGCUGCCAGAUUCAAGAAAGAUACAGGUCUCGUAGUGAACCCUGAAAAGGAAGUGACCGUCACUUCUGGCUGCUCUGAAGCAAUCGCUGCUACCAUCCUCGGCUUGAUAAAUCCCGGUGAUGAAGUGAUUCUCUUUGCUCCAUUUUAUGAUUCUUAUCAAGCUACCCUUUCAAUGGCUGGAGCCAAAAUAAAAUCCCUCACCCUUCGCCCCCCAGAUUUCUCAGUUCCACUAGAGGAGCUUAAGUCUGCUAUCUCAAAGAACACCCGCGCAAUCCUCCUAAACACUCCUCAUAAUCCAACCGGAAAAAUGUUUACUAAAUCAGAGCUUGAAACAAUUGCAGCUCUCUGCAUAGAGAAUGAUGUCUUGGUUUUUGCUGACGAAGUUUAUGACAAGUUAGCAUUUGAAGCUGAACACAUAUCUAUAGCUUCACUUCCUGGAAUGUAUGAGAGAACAGUGACUAUGAAUUCACUGGGAAAAACUUUCUCAUUAACUGGUUGGAAAAUUGGGUGGGCGAUUGCACCUGUGCAUUUAACAUGGGGAGUGAGGCAAGCCCAUUCGUACCUUACCUUUUCAACAUCGACUCCAAUGCAAUGGGCAGCAUCAACAGCGCUUAGCACAGCAGAUGCUUAUUAUGAGGAGUUGAAGAUAGAUUACAUGGCGAAGAAGAAAAUAUUGGUUGAUGGGCUUAAAGCAGCAGGUUUUGUGGUUUAUCCAUCGAGUGGCACGUAUUUCGUAAUUGUUGAUCACACCCCUUUUGGAUUUGAGAAUGAUGUGGCCUUUUGCGAGUACAUGAUUAAGGAAGUGGGGGUUGUUGCAAUUCCUACCAGUGUGUUUUACUUGAAUCCUGAGGAAGGAAAGAAUUUGGUGAGGUUUACCUUUUGCAAAGAUGAGGAGACUCUCAGGGCUGCAGUUGAGAGAAUGAAGGAGAGGUUGAAGAAGAAGUAGAAACUGUAGGAUGAGUAUUAUUUAUGAACGUUUUCUGAGGCAAGCAGCCGGGAUGGGAAUGUAAUAGAUGUUGAGGUUGAUAACCAACAUUCUAUUGUAAUAAAAGUACGAAAUUUGAGAUGACUAGACUAUUUUUUUGAAAGGGGUAUUUACAUUUAGACGAUGCUUACCAAAGUAUCUUGGCUCA
Asparagus officinalis (garden asparagus) is the source of this 1368-nucleotide messenger RNA. Its product is annotated as probable N-succinyldiaminopimelate aminotransferase DapC. Gene Ontology annotation, biological process: biosynthetic process. Gene Ontology annotation, molecular function: L-kynurenine:2-oxoglutarate transaminase activity; pyridoxal phosphate binding. Bases 75 to 1181 code for a protein of 368 amino acids. Gene Ontology annotation, cellular component: cytoplasm. The record is from RefSeq and is a predicted model, not a curated record. NCBI's taxonomy places the organism in Eukaryota, Viridiplantae, Streptophyta, Magnoliopsida, Asparagales, Asparagaceae. The transcript has a single exon.